This is a messenger RNA of Drosophila gunungcola (fruit fly), 1738 nucleotides long. Its product is annotated as probable nuclear hormone receptor HR38. The coding region runs from base 1 to 966 and encodes 321 amino acids. NCBI's taxonomy places the organism in Eukaryota, Metazoa, Arthropoda, Insecta, Diptera, Drosophilidae. The transcript has a single exon. The record is from RefSeq and is a predicted model, not a curated record.
AUGUCCAGCGGCCCUGGAGGAGGAGGAGGCGGGAGCGGGCAGCAGCAGCAACGACAACAACAACAUAACACUAGCAGCACGAGCAACAUCUGCAGCAGCAACAUCGCUGGCACGACAGCAGCCACAGUGAGCAGCAGCAGCAACAGCAGGAGCAACACGCCAGCAACAUCAACAUCAUCGGCUGGCACUGGAACGGCAGCAACAUCAACACUCCAGCGUCGCAUUCUGCGCGGCCAUGCGGCGCAGACAACCAGCGGUGAGCGUGUCCUGCUCAUCAACUACGUGCCACAAUCGGGAGCGGGAUCGGGAGCAACAGCAACCGCAUCCGCUCAAAGCACGUCUCAAUUGCCCACCCGUAAGAUUCUCCAGGCCAGAGCCUCGGCAGCAGCAGCAUCAGCAUCAGCCUCUGGAGGCGGAGGAGAGGGAGCAGCAUCCUCCUCCUCUCCGCCAUCCACGCCAGCUGUCUCGUUUGCCGGACUGGGCUCCGAGGUGACUGUCACAUUGACGCGCACCAAUCAGCGCGCCAGCGUGACCAGUGUCACAGCCGCCGGUCAUAUUGUUAGAAAUCAACAGGCCACCACCUAUCACCAGAGCACGAACACAGUCACCACAGCAUCGACUUCGAGCGGCACGUCGGCGAUUCAUGAGCACAUGGCCACGUCAACGUCGCCGCCGCCACUGGUGUUCACCCAUCAUCCACAUCAUCACCACAGCCAACAGCAGCAGCAGCAAAAUGAGUAUCAUCAAGACCACCAGUUGGUGGAUCACCAUCAGCUGGAUCAAGAGCACAUAAUCAUAGAUCACCACCAGUCGACGGAGGAUGAUCAGUUGAUCGAAUACGACGACGGCGGGACGAUCGAGGAGCAGCAUCAUCAAUUGCAAUUGCAAGAGGAACUUCAUCACCCACAGCAGCAACAGCAACAGCAGCAACAUCAUGACGUUGUCCAUGAGGUGUAUCUCCAGUAAGAGAGAUUAGAGUUAGACACUAGCGAAUAAGUUUUAGCCAUUUUAUAAAUACGUUUGGGACACCCAAAAUGUGUGCAAACAGAAAAUCGAAUUUGACAAGGCUUUAAUUUUGUUGGUUUUUUUAAAAAUUCAGCUGUAUCUCUAAGUUAUUCUCUCCAUAAAUUCCUUUCCCUUAAUUAAAUUGCACACAUUUUGAGAAGUUUCAACUAAAUCGUGUACAUACAUACAGCAAUUCUAUACAUAUUUAAACUUAGAAACAAAAGGAUUUUAAAAUACCCGUUUCAACUUGUAUAUAGAUUUCUGACAAGUAGACAAAAAUAUUUUCCAUUGAAAGUAUUAAUCUUAAAAUUUACAUAUUGAAAAGGACUAAUUUCAAUUAAAUAGUUGUUAGUAAAGAUUAUUUUUGUACUAUACAAAUACCGCUACAACAUACAUGCUAGUUGAGAGAUAACUGCGCAUAUUAAAUAACCAUUGACGAUCCAUAAGUUAUUGUCAGUUGUAGAUCAAAACAAACAGCGUACAGAAACGUAAUCAAUUGUAAAAUAUAUCGACUUCUAUUUAGAAAAACAAAUUUGGCACAUAGUACGUAUGUAUGUUUGAAUCAAAUCCAUUCUGAUUGUUUAUGAACUGUUGAAGCAAAAGGGCCCUUAGGAUUACGAAUGGGAUAGAGCUAUAACAGCCUGUCCUAAAUGAAAAACAUAUUCAUGUAACCCAGUAUUCGGGGCCAAGGCAAUAAAGCGAGCCGGUUUGUGUACUGAAAGUAAAAUUUAAA